Molecule: messenger RNA, 1841 nt
Organism: Nanorana parkeri
Lineage: Eukaryota; Metazoa; Chordata; Amphibia; Anura; Dicroglossidae
Gene: HOOK1
Product: hook microtubule tethering protein 1
Exons: 17
Coding region: 190-1824 (544 amino acids)
Biological process (GO): cytoplasmic microtubule organization; cytoskeleton-dependent intracellular transport
Cellular component (GO): centrosome; cytoplasm
Molecular function (GO): dynein light intermediate chain binding; microtubule binding
Source: RefSeq, a predicted model, not a curated record
UCAGGGUUCUAUUCACAGAGGAGAUUUACGCUGCUACGGCGACGUAGCUCCCAUUCAUUCUGUGGGAACUUGCGCCGGAGCGGGGAAGAAUCCGCAAGUGCUGCCUGUUCCUGUCUGCUCCUCCCUCCUUCCCUGUUCCCAGGUGAGGUCAGCCGGAUCAGGAGGAAAGAAACGGGUGACCGGGAAGAGAUGGCUGGCAAGGAGAACGAGCUGUGCGAGAGCCUUAUUAUCUGGUUACAGACGUUUAACACCAGCGCCCCAUGUAAGACGAUCGAAGACCUUAGCCGUGGCAUGGCCAUGGCGCAAGUACUUCACCAAAUAGACGGCUCUUGGUUUAACGAGUCUUGGCUGGGACGCAUUAAAGACGACGUCGGUGAUAAUCGAAGGAUAAAGAUCAACAAUCUAAAGAAGAUCCUCCAGGGGAUUGGGGAUUAUUACAAAGAGGUUCUGGACCAGCAAAUCUCGGAGUUCCUCCCCGACCUCAACCAGAUUGCGGAACAUUCGGACCCGACGGAAAUGGGGCGACUGAUACAGCUCAUUCUGGGGUGCGCCAUUAACUGCGAGAAGAAACAAGAACACAUCCAGAUCAUCAUGACCCUGGAAGAGUCCGUACAGCAUGUGGUAAUGACUGCCAUUCAGGAGCUCAUGAGUAAGGACAGUGUGGACUUUCCAUUGGUGGAACUAGAAGGAGAUCUGGAGCAUCAGCUGAAGAGGACAAUGGAAUUACUUCAGGAAGCAGAAGCUGAGAAAGAGGAGCUGAAGCAGAGGUGUCAGGAGCUGGACCUCCAGGUGGCGGGACUUCAAGAGGAAAGAAACAGCUUAUUGGCCGAAAACGAAGUGCAGAACGAACGGCUAAACCAAUUAGAUUCCUUCGAAGAACCGACCAAUAUGGCAGCCAAAAAAUAUUUCCAGAUCCAGCUGGAGCAGCUACAGGAAGAAAAUUACAGGCUGGAAGCGGCAAAGGAUGAUUAUCGGGUUCACUGCGAGGAGUUGGAGAAACAGCUGAUUGAGACGCAGAAUCGCAGUGUUGAGCUGGCCAGUCUAGCUGAGGAGUCGAGGGCUUUAAAAGAUGAAAUGGAUGUUCUCAGAGUGACGGCAGAUAAAGCCACCAAGCUAGAAUCCACCUUAGAAACGUACCGCAAGAAACUGGAGGACCUCAAUGACCUACGAAAACAAGUGAAGACCCUGGAGGACACAAAUUUAAUGUACAUGCACAAUACGGUGAGCCUGGAGGAGGAUCUGAAGAAAGCCAACGCCACCCGCACUCAGCUGGAGACCUACAAACGGCAGGUCCAGGAUCUCCACACCAAACUUUCCCUGGAAAGUAAGAGAGCGGACACCUUGGCAUUCGAGCUGACCAAACUGCACGAGAAGCAGGACGCACUGGGGAAGGAAAAAGAGAGACUGAUUGUCCAGCGUGACGCUCUGAAGGAAACCAAUGAGGAGCUGAGAUGUUCUUUGGUGCAGCAAGACCAUCUAAGUCAGUCUGAAGAUUCUGGAUUCAAAAGUAACGACAACCUCGCAGCAGAGCUCCUUCCAGUGGAGUAUCGGGAGAUGUUCAUCAGACUUCAGCAUGAAAACAAAAUGCUGCGCGUGCAGCAGGAGGGCUCGGAGAACGAGCGGAUCACUGAGCUGCAGACACAGCUGGAGGAGAAGCAGAGGAAGAUGAGCGAGAUGGAGACGGAGAACAGAUUGAACGCGGGCCGCGUGGAGGAGUUACAGCAGCAGAUAGCGGAUCUCCAGAAGACGUUACAGAAUCAGGACACGGAAGCAGAAGGAGCCGGGUCCAGCACUCUGAAGAAGAAGAUCGAGGCUCGAAUGUAAGUACGCGUCGAUCUGUG